This is a messenger RNA of Trachemys scripta elegans, 2430 nucleotides long. It is a transcript of the gene BLVRA, whose product is annotated as biliverdin reductase A. The coding region runs from base 230 to 1120 and encodes 296 amino acids. Gene Ontology annotation, biological process: heme catabolic process. NCBI's taxonomy places the organism in Eukaryota, Metazoa, Chordata, Testudines, Emydidae. The transcript is spliced from 7 exons. Gene Ontology annotation, cellular component: cytoplasm. The record is from RefSeq and is a predicted model, not a curated record. Gene Ontology annotation, molecular function: biliverdin reductase [NAD(P)H] activity; nucleotide binding; zinc ion binding.
UGAUUCCGCUUGUCCCCAUUUCGGACCGAUUUCUCCCUCGCUGGCCCCUAGCCAAUAUGUCACCCUCUCAGCCCGCCCUUGCUUCUAUCAGACGCCUGUGAAGGGGGCGGCGCCUCGCUGGCAGUAGGAGUUGUGUAAGGGGAGAGUGAGAGCAGCACAUUGAUACGCUGGAGCUGGAGAGUUGGUUGUGUAAGCAGGAUCUGCAGGGAACUACAGAGGGGCUAACAAAAUGUUUGGCACUGUGGUGGUGGGGAUCGGAAUUGCUGGAUCUGUGCGGAUAAGAGACAUGCUGAAUCCGAUGCCUUCCAGCCCUUCUGAGCACCUGAAACUGUUUGGCUUUGUAUCCAGAAGAACCCUCGGUAAUAUUAAUGAGGUCAAGCAGAUUAGUUUGCAAGAUGCUCUGGGAAACAAAGAGAUCCAGGCGGCCAUCAUCAGCACUGACAACAAAAGCCAUGAGGAGAAUGUCAGGAUGUUCUUGGAGGCUGGGAAACAUGUCCUUGUCGAGUACCCCAUGGCGCUGUCCGCUAGCACAGCACGUGAGCUCUGGGAGAUGGCUGAGCAGAAAGGUAAAAUCCUCCAUGUGGAGCACAUUGAACUUUUGACAGAAGAGUACAAGCAGCUGAAAAAGGAGGUGGCUGGGAAGGAGCUUGUGAAAGGAACGUUACAUUUCACAGGUGGUGCCUUGGAUGAAGAGCGAUCAGGCUUCCCAGCUUUCAGCGGAAUUGCCCGCCUGACUUGGCUCGUUGACCUCUUUGGAGACCUCACUGUCACCUCAGCCACUAGAGAGGAACACAAAGAAAAGAGUUAUUCCAGAAUGACAGCACAUUUUCAGACUGCAAACAAGAAACCUCUGACAUGGAUUGAAGAAAGGGGACCAGGGCUGAGACGUGAUAAGAAAAUCAACUUCUGUUUCAAAAGUGGCUGCCUGGAGAACCUCCCUGAGGCCCCAAAGUCUGCUGUGGGCCUCUUCAUGCAAGAUCAGAACCUCUUUGCCAAAAAACUGUUGAGCCAGGUCUCCAGAGAAGAGCUGGCCGCUGAGAAGUGGCGCAUCCUGCGGUGCCUGGACCUCGCAGAGGAGAUUCAGCAGCACUGUGAACGGCCGGCGAAAAUCCAUUCCUAAGGCCGCUCUUUAUGAGAAAGGGAAUGUGGUAGUCAGAGGCUGAGUAGAGCUGCAGCUUAGUGUUACCCUAAAGCAGCUUGUUGGCAGUUAACUUCUAUUUGAUUGGUUCUUACCAUUAAAAUCCAUGGGGCUUUGCUCAGUAGCUUGGGCCCCACAAGUGUUUUAUGCUGUGUGAGAUAUUUAACAUGGCAGAACUGGAUGAUGCAUUGGGCUGUCCCCAGUACAUGGCAUCUUUCCAGUCAAACUUAAAGCUACCAGGCAAAGAGCAUUCAGAUGUGUUGCUCCCACAGAAGUCAAUGGGAGAUUUUGUCAUUGACCUCAAUGGGAGCAGGCCCAAUGACACUGCAGAAGCUACAAUUUUAUUAAAUAUAAUUUUAGUUCCUUCUUCUUUUUAAUAUAUAUGAGAGUAAGAGAUUUAUAGCACUGUCUAGAAUGAGGCAUAGAGCUGCUCUACAAGCCUCUCUACCUCCAAAGGUGUUAUAGCACCACACACCUGACCUGCAAAACUUCACAUAUUCCAGUCUUGUCCCUUCCCUGAGUAAUUGCCCUGAACGAUACUUUGUAUAUUGGCUGUGGGCCAGAUUCUGAUAUUUUACACCAGUGCAAACCAAAUCCAUUACUUACAACGGCAUUUACACUGGUUUAAACACAGAAUAAAUUAGAUCGGAAUCUGUCCUCUCACUGGGUGUUAUGCUGAGAUCACUAAACUGAUUUCUCUGCUGCCUUAUGCCAGGUUGUAACCCACUUUUCCAGAGGCGAAAGGUUGGUAUAAUACAUUAACCCACUGCAUCACCUGCCCCUUUUCAAGAUCCUUUCCCCAUAACCAGUCCUUGGCUCCUCUGUUUCUGAGCACAGUGGCUCACUGGCACACUGAGGCAUGCCCAUAACCCCUAUUAAUGUUCAUGAGAAUUCUGCAUGUGACCCAGUGUGAGAAUGGACCACUCUGAAUAAAUGAAAUGUAUUAAUUUAAUAGAAACUAUAAAUAAUACAUUUAUAGAAACAGGGACAAUAUAGUAAUGCCAGUUAUAGCAUGGUGUUAGGAAAUAGAGCAUUUUUGCAAAUAGCAACCAUGCAACUGUGAUACUAUUUAUUUGUUGUUUUUCAGUAGUGCCCAGAGACCCCAUGGUGCUAGUUGCUGAAUAAAUACAUGGCAAGAUUUGGUCCCUGCCAUAAAGAAAUUGCAGUCCCGAAAAGUGCCAAGUCAUCAGCAUACAUAGAGAAAAAACUGAAGCAAUACCUUUGUCUCCCUGUAUUAUAUUCUAAUUACAACACACAUCUGUUAUAAUAGCAAUAAAGCCCUCUUGAGAAUG